Messenger RNA from Nicotiana attenuata, 852 nucleotides. RefSeq lists its product as uncharacterized. The record is from RefSeq and is a predicted model, not a curated record. The transcript has 2 exons. The coding region runs from base 1 to 852 and encodes 283 amino acids. NCBI's taxonomy places the organism in Eukaryota, Viridiplantae, Streptophyta, Magnoliopsida, Solanales, Solanaceae.
AUGAAGGUUCCACCUGGGAUGCAGGUUUCCCCUACAGAUUCUUCUCCAUUCCCUUUGGUUUGCAAGCUCAAAAAGUCUCUAUAUGGCCUCAAGCAAGCAUCCAGACAAUGUUGGGAUGAUGUUGAACUAGACAGUGUUAAGUUAUUCCUUAACCAACAAUUCAAGAUAAAGGAUUUGGGGACAAUCCAUUAUUUUCUUGGUUUGGAGGUCACUAAAUGUCCUGAAGGCUACAUCAUCAGUCAACAAAAGUUCACAAAUGACUUGCUUGCAGAAUUCCAUUGCCAAAAUUUUCCCCCUGUUGUGACUCCUAUUGAUACUUAUGUCAAGUUGCAUGUUGACAUGGAUGCCCCCUUGACUGAUCCCAUCACAUAUAGGAGAAUUAUUGGCAAACUCAACUUUCUCCUACACACAAGGCCUGAUAUAUCUUUUUGUGUCCAACAUUUAAGUCAAUUUAUUCAGGCUCCUCAAGUUCCCCAUAUGCUUGCUGCCCUUCAUGUGUUAAGGUAUCUAUCUAAUGCUCCUGAUUUAGAGACCCUUCUCUCUUCCUCUUCUGAUGUUUCUCUCAAGGCCUACUCUAAUUCUGACUGGGCUACCUGUGCUGAGUCAAGAAGGUCUGUUUCUGAUUUUUAUGUUACACUUGGUGGUUCUCCAAUCUCCUGGAAAAGCAAGAAGCAACCCGAUAUUUCAUUGUCCUCUGCUGAAGCUGAAUACAGGGCUCUCAGAAAGGUGGUUAUAAAGGUCUCAUGGUUGGUCUGGCUACUGGGUGAUCUUGGUUUACAUGUUUCUGAUCUUGUUCCCAUCUACUGUGACAACCUUGCUGCUUUACACAUUGCCAAGAAUCCAAUCUUCUAA